GUUUUUUGACUUCCACAAUGACAACAGCGUCGAGCUCACUGAGCUUCACGUUUAGAGUUGUUUUUUUGGCCCCCAGCUUAUCACGGCAUCGUGACUCGUUGACCGACAGGUUCCACAACAUAUCUCGCGAGAAUAUAAUCUUGUUUAGGCCUACCAUUUUACGGGAAGUACCCCAGUUGCCGAAUGAAUCUAUCAAUGAUGAUUUACGAUGCAGUUACGGGAUGGUCUCCGUCUCUCAAGAUGACGGAAAUGGCUACUAGGUGCUGAGUUAAAAAUUUGAACGGGUGUAGUUUAGAUCAGAACGAUAUCUAUAGACAGCAGGAUACGGCUUUCGAGUUUAUACAACGUUGAGAAUAGGCUGCAAAAUAUUAUCUGAAUCUGGUCGGAACAUACUUCAUUGUUCAAGGCGGCUCUGAAAGGAAUUAUUUGGAGCGCCACCU
Messenger RNA from Desarmillaria tabescens, 440 nucleotides. RefSeq lists its product as uncharacterized. The coding region runs from base 18 to 260 and encodes 80 amino acids. NCBI's taxonomy places the organism in Eukaryota, Fungi, Basidiomycota, Agaricomycetes, Agaricales, Physalacriaceae. The record is from RefSeq and is a predicted model, not a curated record. The transcript is spliced from 5 exons.